Molecule: messenger RNA, 978 nt
Organism: Pelodiscus sinensis (Chinese soft-shelled turtle)
Lineage: Eukaryota; Metazoa; Chordata; Testudines; Trionychidae
Product: olfactory receptor 10C1-like
Biological process (GO): G protein-coupled receptor signaling pathway
Cellular component (GO): membrane
Molecular function (GO): olfactory receptor activity; G protein-coupled receptor activity
Source: RefSeq, a predicted model, not a curated record
AUGCUGAGCCUGCCCCCACGGAUGAAAUAUGCUGAAGAAGAGAUGACAAAUGACACUUCCAUGGGCAAAUUUGUCCUAUUGGGUUUCUCUAACCACCCCGACCUGAAUCUCAUGCUGUUCAUGGUGUUUCUGUGCCUUUACAUCAUCACCGUGCUGGGCAACCUCCUCAUCAUCGUCGUCAUAAAUGUCGACCCAGCCCUUCACACCCCCAUGUAUUUCUUCCUUAGGAACUUGUCCUUCCUUGAGAUCUGCUAUACCUCUGUCACCGUGCCGAAGAUGCUGGCCAACUUCCUCGCCGAAGAUAAAUCCAUCUCCUUUUUCAGUUGUGCUGUGCAGCUGUAUUUCUUUCUCUUCUUUGCUGUCACCGAGUGCUUCCUCCUUGGGUCGAUGGCCUAUGACCGGUACAGCGCCAUCUGCAACCCGUUACGCUACACGGCCGUCAUGGAUAAGAAGGUUUGCAACAAACUGGCUGCAAGCUCGUGGAUCAGUGGCAUCCUGGUGGCCCUGGGACACACGGCCUUUAUCUUUCAGCUUCCCUUUUGUGGCUCCCACGUGAUUGACCACUUCUUCUGUGAGAUCCAGCCACUGCUGAAGUUGGUGUGUAGGGACACCUAUUGGAAUGAGAUCCAAAUCAUUGUAGCAGCUGCCUUCGUCCUCCUGAUACCCUUCUUGUUGAUCAUGGUAUCCUACAUCUGUAUCAUCUCCACCAUCCUGAAAAUGCAGUCCGCCGAAGGCCGGCGCCGAGCCUUCUCCACCUGCUCCUCCCACCUCAUCGUAGUGACCUUGUUCUACGGGACGGCCCUCGUCAUGUACGUCCGCCCCAAGUCCAGCUUCUCUGCAGAGGUGAACAAGUUGCUCUCUUUGUUCUACUCAGUGUUCACCCCAAUUGUGAACCCCAUAAUCUAUAGCCUCAGGAACAAGGAGGUGAAAGAUGCCUUGAGGAAAACAGGGAUGAAGGUAUUUCACCCGCAAAAAUAG